UUUUUGUUUGAAUUUUGGGAUUGUCAGUCAGUUGUCAUUUGACAUUUGACAUUUGCUGAAAAAAUGGCUGGUGUGCUGGCGAGAGUAAUUCAGAGGACUAAGCCACAAUUGGGCAUUAUUGGCCCAUUGGUGAGCGUCGGCAAUAGCAAUGUUGCUGUUGUACGGUUCCAAAGCGCUAACGCUGCGCCUCAGGGCAAGCAGCGUGGUUCACCACUUUCUGACUGCGACAGAAUCUUUACGAACUUGUACGGGCGCCAUGACUGGCGUUUGAAGGCUGCGAUGGCCCGUGGGGACUGGUACAUGACCAAGGAAAUAUUGCUGAAGGGCAACGAUUGGAUUGUCAAUGAACUCAAGGUGUCAGGUCUCCGAGGUCGUGGUGGCGCCGGUUUCCCCACUGGAAUGAAGUGGUCUUUCAUGCAAAAGCCCUCAGAUGGCCGUCCUAAGUACCUAGUGGUGAAUGCUGAUGAGGGAGAACCUGGUACUUGCAAGGACAGGGAGAUCAUGAGGCAUGAUCCCCACAAGCUGAUUGAAGGAUGCCUGAUUGCUGGAAGGGCUAUUGGAGCUAUUGCUGCCUAUAUCUACAUCAGAGGAGAGUUCUACAAUGAAGCCAGUAAUCUCCAAGUUGCUAUUGCUGAGGCCUACCAAGCAGGUUUGAUUGGUAAGAACGCUUGUGGUUCGGGCUACGAUUUCGACGUGUUUGUGCACCGUGGCGCUGGUGCCUACAUUUGUGGUGAGGAGACCGCCCUCAUUGAGUCUAUCGAAGGCAAGCAGGGCAAGCCCCGCCUAAAGCCUCCAUUCCCCGCUGACAUCGGUCUCUUCGGAUGUCCCACCACUGUCAACAAUGUCGAGACUAUUGCUUGUUCACCUACUAUCUGCCGUCGUGGUGGAGCUUGGUUCUCAUCGUUUGGUCGUGUCCGUAACCACGGCACCAAGUUAUUCAACAUCUCCGGUCACGUGAACACUCCUUGCACAGUCGAGGAAGAAAUGAGCAUUCCCCUCAAAGAGCUCAUUGAGAGGCACGCCGGUGGUGUCAUCGGAGGAUGGGACAACUUGCUCGCUAUCAUCCCCGGAGGAUCAUCUACACCUCUCAUUCCAAAAAGUGUGUGCGAGACAGUGUUGAUGGACUUCGACGACCUGGUAGCUGCACAAACGGCCUUGGGUACAGCCGCCAUCAUCGUGAUGGACAAGUCUACGGAUAUUGUGAAGGCCAUAGCUCGCCUCAUCAUGUUCUACAAACACGAGUCUUGUGGCCAGUGCACGCCGUGCCGCGAGGGUGUCUCCUGGAUGAACAAGAUUAUCUACAGAAUGGUUGACGGUAACGCUUCGCCUAAAGAAAUCGACAUGUUAUGGGAAAUCUCUAAACAAAUUGAAGGUCACACAAUAUGCGCUUUAGGAGACGGUGCAGCGUGGCCCGUACAGGGCCUUAUUCGACACUUUAGGCCUGAGUUGGAGCGCCGUAUGGCGGCCUACGCCAGCGCCAACGGGCCAAGCAAGGCCGAGCGACUUUAUUAGUAUAGCCAACUAACAACUUGACACACUAAUAUCAACUUGCAAUAUGUUGAGAGAUACAGAACGCAUUAUGUAUUUAACGGCGGACAAACUUGUACAAAGAUUUUAUUUUAAUAUAAUAAAGUUGUUUUUUUAUGCUACAAUUAUGUUUAAAUCAGAUUUUUGAUGUGUUGUCCUUUUACAGGAGUUUAUAUACAAGUGUGUAAAGAAACUUUUUGAAGUUUCAAGUUGAAAUGGAAUAGGUAACAAUGAAAAUCGAAGUACUGUUUAAUGGUUCUAUAUUUCACAACAUAUUGCAAUAUCGAAAUUAAUUGUACAUAGUGACGUCAUAGGCUCGCAGAUAACGUGUCACUAUCAUUAUUUAUUAUUUUUUAUCUAAUUUUCAUUUUUGUUUUUUUUUAUUUUACAUUUUCCUCUUAUUUCUCUUAAGAGUAUAUAAUAUGUGAUAACCGAUAAUUUUCAUCAACAUAUGAGACGUAUUUUUAUAUUACAACGUACAAUCGGCAAAUUGUUUAGAACCACUGGUAGUUAUUGUUUACAA
Molecule: messenger RNA, 2050 nt
Organism: Spodoptera exigua (beet armyworm)
Lineage: Eukaryota; Metazoa; Arthropoda; Insecta; Lepidoptera; Noctuidae
Source: the annotation of a GenBank genome assembly